Messenger RNA from Trifolium pratense (red clover), 1792 nucleotides. RefSeq names its product pentatricopeptide repeat-containing protein At2g15690, mitochondrial-like. Lineage: Eukaryota; Viridiplantae; Streptophyta; Magnoliopsida; Fabales; Fabaceae. Bases 134 to 1447 code for a protein of 437 amino acids. The record is from RefSeq and is a predicted model, not a curated record. The transcript has a single exon. Gene Ontology annotation, biological process: RNA modification. Gene Ontology annotation, molecular function: zinc ion binding; RNA binding; protein binding.
UUAGAAAUACUUUUAAGAAAACAGAGUCACCGAAAGGUCAAACUUCACAGUUCACACAUCAAUAGCUUACUAUGUAAUGGAUAGAUAGACAGAAAAUUGAAAAACUUUAUCUUAAAACUUAUUGCAGUGUGGCAUGGAACUCAAACUUCACACAUCAAUAGCUUCAUCUUCCCCUCCUUUCUGCACCUAUGCAGUUCACCCUCGCCAAAACGGCACCAACAACUGUCGUUCCAUUCACAGAAAAAUCCCACCUUUACGUAUGGGUAACCCUUCCAUCCAACCAAAAUUGAAUCAUCACCAAACCCUCAAUCAACAUCAAAAUGCAGACUUGUCACAUUUACUUCAAGAGGGUAAUCUCAAUCAAGUAUUGGAACUCAUGGGUCAUGGUGUUUUUGCUGAUUAUAGUGUUUUCAUUUCACUCUUGAAUUUAUGUGAGGAUUCAAAGUCACUUGAAUUAGGGAAAAGGGUUCAUGAGUUUUUGAGAAGAUCAAAAUUUGGAGGGGAUGUUGAGUUGGGAAACAAAUUGAUUGAAGUGUACUUGAAAUGUGGUAGCGUGAAGGAUGCCCGAAAAGUGUUUGAUAAAAUGACUGAGAGAAAUAUUUGUUCUUGGAAUUUGAUGAUUAGUGGAUACACUUUGAAUGGCUUAGGGAAUGAUGGUUUGUUGGUUUUUAAGAAGAUGAAGCAACAAGGGAUAGUACCUGAUGGGGAAACUUUUGCAUUGGUUUUGGCUGCGUGUGCCUUGGUAGAAGGUGUGGAAGAAGGGCUUGUGCACUUUGAAUCCAUGAAGGAGUAUGGAAUUGUUCCUGGUAUGGAGCAUUAUUUGGCGGUUGUUAAUGUUCUGGGGUGUGCUGGUCAGUUGGACGAAGCCGAGGAGUUCAUUGAGAAUAUGCCAAUUGAAGUUGGAGUUGAGAUUUGGCAGACUCUUGGAAAUUUUGCGAGAAUUCAUGGAAACUUAGAACUCGAAGAUCGAGCUGAGGAGUUGUUAACUGUUCUCGAUCCUUCAAAAGAUGUUGCAGAUAAAGUGCCUGCACCUCAGAGAAAGGAGCAGUCUGCAAUUAACAUGUUGGAGGAGAAGAAUAGAGUGGGUUAUUAUCGGUGUAAUAUGCCCUAUAAAGAAGAGGGUUAUUUGAAAUUGAGAGGUUUGACUGGGCAGAUGAGGGAAGCAGGUUAUGUUCCUGAUACAAGAUAUGUUCUCCAUGACAUUGAUGAGGAGGAAAAAGAGAAGGCCUUGCAGUAUCACAGUGAACGUUUGGCAAUUGCUUAUGGUCUCAUUAGUACUCCGCCGAGAACUACACUUAGAAUCAUAAAAAAUUUACGUAUAUGUGGAGACUGCCACAAUGCUAUCAAAAUUAUGUCAAAGAUUGUUGGAAGGGAGCUCAUUGUGAGGGACAACAAGAGAUUUCAUCAUUUUAAAGAUGGAAAAUGCUCCUGUGGAGACUAUUGGUAGUGUUGGUCAAAAGUCCUCAAUUGUAGAUACUCUGAUGAGAUACAUUGUUAGAUUGUUUUUUUGUUUGCUGCCAAAGUGUGCAAGGUUCAAACCCACGUUUGGGAAGAUCAAACAAAGUUAGAUUGUUCCAUUCCAUAUAUGAAUUAACCUCUGUAGCUUUGUUUAUUUGUAGUACAUGUUUGUUAGAGUUAGACUACAAAAAAAUAAUGCAGCCAAUAGUAUGGUAAAUAAUUUGUUUUUCCACUUCUCAACACAAACAUGAGCAUGUUGUGAUGUUGAAUCAGUUUCUAUAAUAUCAACACAACUGUGAAAUACAGUUCCUCUUAUUGAUCAUUGCUUGUUAAA